CCCCUUUGCCUGCUCGCCCUUUUUCGUCUUCUUUAAUGAGUAAAGGCUCUCCCUUCCACUCCCCACGCUGUUGCUUCUCUUCCACGCCAGAUCACCCUUCGCUUCCUUUCCCUUGUCUUUAUUAAACAAUUAAUUAAUUAAUUAAUUUAACACCGUUUAAUUAUUCUUAUUGGAUAUAAGUCCACGGCCUUUUACGCUGUCGGUAAAAGGUCAAAACGGCUACUGCCAUCCAUUAACGAGAAAGCUUUUAUUUGGAGAGAAUAGAACAUAAACGAAAUUUCUUUUGUUCGAUUGCUCUUUGUUUGGAUCAAAUUCAUAUUCCUUUCUCUCAAAUGAUAGAUUUUCUUUCUAUUCUUCUCCUUUUGAGAUCUUAACAUAAAAAUGCAGCAACAAGAAGCUUCUUCAAGACCUCGAAGCUCCGCUUAUCUCAACGCGCUCACACAAGAAAUCGAGAAAAAGCUUCAGCGGGCAUUAGCGUCUUCAUCUCAGAGACGCAACUUAUUACAACAAUUAUUCGCCGAUAUAGCUUUGGAAGUGGAUGAUCGAGCCAAAGAUAUAAUACUGAGUAGAGAAGAAGAUGCAAUAUCUCCUGCAGAGUACGGUAUUAAUGGCCGUCUAUGUUUUUACGAUGUGCUUGCUGAUUAUUAUGUUCAAGAGCCGGAAAGUGGAAAGCCUAUCCUUGAUUUGAUUGUCCAGCUAUGGAGCCAAUCAUUUGCAUCCCAAAAUUUUGCCCUUUUAUUCCAUAAAUGGUUAUUUGAAGUCCAACUGGAUAAUGCUGAUGUACUACUUCGUUAUUCAUCUGCGCUUGUUCAGGGUGCAACAAAUGUUUUCUGGAUUGAUAUCCAAUCAAAUACAAGGCGUUUCCAGUCUUUAUUUCAGUACCUCCUUGAGGAAGUUGCAUUGGAGCCCACAAGGUUAAAUAAAAUUCCAGUACAGGCCCAGCGAGAUCUGUACCUUUUACUUUCAAGGUUCAUAUUCUUUUAUAACUCAGUUGAAAAACUUGAAAGCUUCUUCAAGCAGUGCCCUGCAUUUCCAAAUGCUUUCCUGAUUGGUGGACCAGCAGAUAUACUUGUUAUUGAACUAGCAGACCAGCUUCAAAAGUUAAAGGUGGAGCCAGUCCUACUGCAUUAUCUUUCGCAGAUAAAGGUUCUCCAGGGCAUGGAACUGAGAAUGGCCACAAGUACGAGGUUGAAGACCAGUUUGUAUAGCUUUACCUCUCCUGGUGGUCCAAUGUAUCCUACAAGGGCUGUCCGUCAUGCAGCUUGGGAUGCCUUAGAUUUGCUUUUUCCUGUUGGGCGUUACCCUCGGCAUCUUAUAAGUUUGUUCUUUAGACUAUUAUAUCCAUGGUAUUGGCCAUCUUCAUGUUGGAACUUUAUAGUGUCUUGCAUAAAAGCUGUGCUCUGUUCCUUGUUGAGGUUGAUCUUUUCUAGUUGGGGGAAGCUGCCAAAAAGGGCCUAACCAUCAAGCCAAAAAUUCAAAGAUCGGUGCAAUAAACUAUGCGUUGAACUUUAAAUUUGUAUGAUUGCGUGUAUUAUAUAUGUUCUUUUGUAACCUUGUGUUUUUCUUUUAUGAGAGGUGAUGUACGUGUUGACAUUAUGAAGUGCAGCAUCCGUUUUGAUUA
This is a messenger RNA of Theobroma cacao (cacao), 1621 nucleotides long. RefSeq names its product K-stimulated pyrophosphate-energized sodium pump protein. Lineage: Eukaryota; Viridiplantae; Streptophyta; Magnoliopsida; Malvales; Malvaceae. The record is from RefSeq and is a predicted model, not a curated record.